AACCUACAGCAUCCGCCAAGGCCUCCUAAACCAAUUCCUAAGGAGCUUCUACCUCUUCCUCCAAUUCCUGGGAUAUCAAAAACAGAGAAGGAAACGCACAUACCACUGAAACCUCUCACAGGAAGAAAAGGAAUAGAAAACUGUCUAUCUAGUAGUGUUUCUCAACAUCAUGGAUCUCCUCAUCCAGCUCCAAGGUGCUUACAAGAUCUGGAAUUCAGAGACACUUCAAAUUCAAGGCUAUCAUACAACCAAGGACCUCAUUCUGCUGUAAUGCCAAGUCAAAUGCCAAAAUACAACCAUGAAUGGCCACCAGUUAAAAAAGACAUGAAAAAGCACAGACCCACUUGGGAAGACCAUGGUUUGGAGACACCCAGGGAUUUAGCAAGGAAAACAUCACCGAACUUAAAUGACUAUAAAUGGUACAUUGGGGCUUGUGAUCGAUAUGAAGCAGAAAAUGCCUUGUAUGCUACGCAAAUGGAUGGAGCAUUCUUAGUCCGGGACUGUUCAAAGAACAUUACUGAUGAACCUUAUGUCCUAGUGGUGUUUUACAGAAACAAAGUGUACAACAUUAAAAUCAGAUAUAUAAGAGACAAACAAAGGUAUGCUCUUGGAACAGGACUGUGGAGAAAUGAUGUGUUUGAUUCUGUAAGUGCCAUCAUUAAAUUCCAUUUGACAUUUCCAAUAGUCCUAAUUGAUGGUAAGGACAAAACUGGGUGUCAGAAGGAGAUGUGCACAUUGACAUAUCCACUGACAAAGGAGGACGUGAAUUAAAUAUUAUUGUCUGCAUAAUAUAAGCUGCAAAACAGUGUUAUCUGCUAAAUGUAAAGUGUCUAACUGUAAUGUCAAUACAUCAGUAGAAACAGAGAAAAAUGUUAACUAUAAUAGGUUAAGAGAAAUGCUUUAUAGUGAGGCCUACUAUAUUAAUUCUAUUUAAUUAUUACGUUUAUCCAAAUAUUUUGGAUAGUUUUGUUUUUUAUAAACAAGCCAUACAUCUUUGUAUAUCUUGUAACAAAUGGAUGAAUAUCAAUUUAUUAAAAUCUGAAUUGAUUUGGGAUAAAAGUGAUCAGCUUAUCACACACGCAUGACACAAGUAUGUCUCCAGACAUUACUUCUGUUAUUAAGACACAAUAUUAAUGGAUAAGAAAGAGAUGCAAAAUAAUGUAUUUAUCUUUGUGACAUGGGCAUCAUAUAUUGAAACUAACCAUAUGAACUAAUUUUCAUCUUGUACUUUUUUUCUAACAUCUACUAAUCAUGUGUAUAGAAUUAACAAUAUCUUAUCAACAGGCCAUAUUAUAAAGUAUUAAAAUGGGUUUUGCCCACUACAGAGUAGCUUGUACAAAUUAAAGAAUGUUUACAUGUUAUCUAAUAUCAUAAUAUUAUUAUAUUACCAUGCAAUGGAAAUUCCAUGGAAAUUCAAAAAUAUAAUUACAAUUGAUAUGUUUUCUGUAUUCAAGGCUUUUGGUCUCAUAUCCAUUGUACUAUGUUAAGCUGUAAUAAAAUAUAUUUCUUUGUAUUUAAUAAUUUAUAAAUAGAAAGUAAACCUGAGUUUCUAAAUAUUGAAACUAUCUAUCCAUCCAUUCUUCCAUUUCCUAAAUGGCUAAUCCAGUACAGAGCUGUUUGGAAGCCAGAGCCUAUACCAGCAAUCAAAGUGCACAAGACAGGAUGCCCCCUGGACAGGAUGCCAGUCCAACUCAAAAUACCAUAACAUAUUAGAUAUUUUGUCAUUUUUAACAUUAUAGAGAAAACAGCGUACACACAAACACUGUGGAACAUUUGUCCACUGCAGAGCAGAUAGACACAGACAUGCAUAUACUCACACUAGGGUUGAUUUUACAGAAGCCAAUUAAUAUUAUUAGUAUGUUUUUAGACUGUGGGAGGAAAAUUGAAGGACCUGGAGGAAACAGGGAGAAGAACACAGACAGCUGUCUGGAAAUUGAACCCAGGGCCCUAGCACUGCAAAGGAGCAAUGCUAACCACUGUGCCAUCAUGCUGCACUUGUGUUG
Messenger RNA from Lepisosteus oculatus (spotted gar), 2003 nucleotides. The record is from RefSeq and is a predicted model, not a curated record. Lineage: Eukaryota; Metazoa; Chordata; Actinopteri; Semionotiformes; Lepisosteidae.